GCCCUCUCGCCGCACUUCGCGCGCGUCUUCUGCCGGCUCCUCUUCGUGAUGUGGGUCAACCUCGGGGAGCGCGCGCCGUUCCGCGUGGUCGAGAUGGGCGCUGGCUCAGGCCAGCUCUCCUACGACGUCCAGCGGUGCGUCCGCGGGAACGAGAUCGGCAUCGCGCCCGCCGUUUGGCGGCGCUGGGCUGCGUCCUUCGAGUACCUCAUCAUGGAGCGCUCGCCGGCGCUGGCCAGGCGACAACGGGAGCGCGGGCUGCGCGUCGUCGAAGGCGACGCGCAGUCGAGCUCGAGCUGCGGACCAGUGCUGGCCGCGCUGGCCGACUCCACCGCCUGUUCGGGCCCGGCGGCGCAGGGCGCCCCUGAGUGCGUCGCAGGCGACAGGGGCACGCCGGAGGCUGGCGCCUCGGUGGUGCUGUCCAACGAGCUGCUAGACGCUUUCGCGCCCGUGAAGCUCCGCCUGAGCCUCUACGGCAAGGUCGAGGUGAUGAACUGCGCCAGCUGGCAGGAGAUCCGGGUGGUCCACGUCAUCCGCGUGGACGCGCUGCGCGACAUCGGGGACAUGACCGGCCGCUCCGCCGAGUCCGUCAGCAGGUUGCUCGAGGAUCUGCACGCGUACACCGACUCGACGUUCUGCGGCAUGGCCAACUCCACCAUUGGCCGGGAGGCCCGGGAGCAGCUGCCGGAAGGCACGUCGUGCCUGGCGAUCGUAUUCGGGUUGGGCGAGCUGCUUAACCACGUCGACCUUGGUGUCCCCGCCGCGGCGCACAACAUGCGGCUGCGCCUGCGGAAGGACUCCAAGUUCACUGGCCGCCUCGGCGAGAUCGUCAAGGCGCUCGACGCGGAGCUGCGUGACUCGGUGGUUAUCCCUCGCGACUUGUACCGCCUGCUGCGGCACGAGAUUCGCACCUCGAAGGAGGUGGAGGCUCACUUCUUGUCCGUCACGCAGACCCGCAUGGUCCCGGUGACCAUAACCGCGGACAGGUGCGAGGAGCUCGGCUGGUGGUUCGAGGCCCACGCUGACCGAGUGUCGCGCCUGGCGAGCUUCUACCGCUCCCUCGGCUACCCGGCUGUACACAUCGUCGUGAGGCAGGCAGGGGGUGUUAUUGGCAGCCUCGUCUUCUUUCUCUCGAUCCUAGCGCCCUUCGGCUUCUGA
This is a messenger RNA of Prorocentrum cordatum, 1155 nucleotides long. The record is from the annotation of a GenBank genome assembly. NCBI's taxonomy places the organism in Eukaryota, Dinophyceae, Prorocentrales, Prorocentraceae.